This is a messenger RNA of Triticum aestivum (bread wheat), 5944 nucleotides long. RefSeq lists its product as uncharacterized. NCBI's taxonomy places the organism in Eukaryota, Viridiplantae, Streptophyta, Magnoliopsida, Poales, Poaceae. Bases 3439 to 4503 code for a protein of 354 amino acids. The transcript has 2 exons. The record is from RefSeq and is a predicted model, not a curated record.
CACGGGUGCGCAAAAGUGAGGACAAAGUGUGCAGGAAAGACUAGUGUUGGUCUGUGGGGCCAGUCUAGAUCCCACCAGGCGUAACGGCCAGGAACCGGUGGUUGUGGCCGGGGCGCUACAGAGGGUUGUCGCCUCACGCAAGUUCCGGUUUGCUCUCUUCCUUCUCUAUCAUGCUGAUUACAGUGAUUAGUGUUGUGUUCUGUUGGCCUACUUAGUGACAUGUUCUUGUGCCGCCCAAUUUAUGCGCCGCUACACCAAACAUAUGGACAGAAGGGACUGCCACACACUCGCACUCUGCCUGCUGUAGAACUCUCUCGUCUCCUCUGGCAACGAACAAUUCUCAGCGUAGGCUCUUGCUCUGGUGGACUCGAUCCCACUUCGAAUCCAUCCAAGUCUGCUUUCCCUCUCCGGAUCCACUCCCCUCGAACCUAGCCACACUCUCCCCCCCUCCGAGAUCAACCUCCAACACUACAGUUCGGGGUGAUUUAGGGGCAAACAGAGCUUCGCUGCCCACCCUUGGCUGUAGCUUGGGGUUGAAAUCACAGGGCGUUUUCAUGGCGGAUUCGAGGAAAAGUAGCGAGAAAGCGAUGUUAGCAACCAAUACCAACUCCGAUUUGGUAAUGGGGGCGUCGGAUUUGAAGGAAAAGUUGGUCGAUGGUUCCGACAAGGAUUCAGGCGGACCAGAGGACAAUGUGACGGAUUUGCUGGGGCGUCUCAACCUCACCUCAGAGGAGGCCACGGCUGUAAUCCUCGAAGAUGAGAAUGAAGAGGAUUUGGUGAGCCUGGAUUGGGCGUUGAUAGGUAAGGUUCUGUCCCCAAAUAUCCUCCAUAUCCACACUAUCAUGUCUGCAUUGAGACCAGCAUGGGGGAACCCAAGGGGAUUGUCAGCAAAACCAGUGGGGGAUAAUACUUUUAUUGUGGAAUUUGCUAACAAGGAAGACUUGGAUAGAGUUGUGGGAGGGGCUCCUUGGACAGUAGGUAAACAUGCAGUUCUGUUCAAGAUCUUUGAUCCAAGACUGAAACCGUCUGAAGUUACUUUUGACAGAAUUUCUUUGUGGGCACGAAUCAAGGACCUUCGCUUUGAAUUAAUGAAUAGGACCUGGGGGGAAUCCCUGGGUGCUAAAAUUGGUACUGUAGAGAAGGUUGAUGUAGAUAGCCAGGGUAACUAUCUACGAAUUCGAGUUUCUGUGGAGAUCUCAAAGCCGCUAAUGAGAUGGGUCACCGUUUUUUCAAAGAAGAAGAAAGCUUAUGAGAGGUAUGAAGUGCAAUAUGAAAAAAUUCCACACUACUGCUUCUCCUGUGGCAUCAUUGGCCAUUCUUCACUAGAAUGUUCAACCCCGGGAGAGAGAGGUGAGGAUGGUAAACUUCCUUAUAAUGCCGACAGGCUGUGCGUGAAGGAUGACAAAAAAGAAAAAUAUUUUUACUUCAUGGUCAGGACAGAGUUCACAGUCUAGUGACAAAAGCUCUCACUGUAGAGAGAAGAACAGUGGUCCUCAAAGAUCUCCAAGAAGUAACUCAGAGGAGGACUCGGGUAUAAAAGAGAUGCAGGAUGGUGCUACUUCUCCGUUGAAAAUGAAGGAACUUGAUUAUAAGCAGAAAGACAAAGUAAGAUAUGGUGAGGCAAGCAAUGAGCCAUUUCUUUUACAGCCUAGCACGGAUAGAGUGAUUGGACAGAAGAGGAAACAAUUAAAAGUCUACAGGCCAAAGAGUCAAGUUGUGCCCUACAAUUGGAGGACUAAACAAUACUGCAGAAUGUCCACUUCCGAUUGCCUUACCAGACCGAGACGUAUGUAUCUCUGAAACUUAUAAGAAGCAGAAAAAGGAUUUUGACAAAUUACCAUCAGGAUCGGCGGAUCAGGCGGAGGUUGCCAUAGGGCAGCCCCGCCACACGCCAUGAGGUUCUUGUGUUGGAACUGUCGCGGCCUAGGGACGGACGCGACAGUUGGCGAGCUGAAAUGGCUCGUUAAUAAAUAUCGUCCCUCCCUCCUCUUUCUAUCCGAGACGAAGAUGAGGGACUCAAGAGCUCGGAGCCUAAUGUGGACGUUGGGUUUUUCGGGAGCUUUUGCAGUUAGCAGUGAUGGAUUGAGUGGGGGUUUGGCCCUUUAUUGGUCUGCCUCUAUCUCAGUGUCUCUAAAAGCUUACUCCAUGCAACUGAUGGAUAUUAGAGUCAAAACAGAAAAUGGAGUUGAAUGGCGUACAACAUUGGUAUAUGGAGAACCAAAGAAAGAAUUGAGGCACAUAUUCUGCGAUAGACUCAGAUUCUUGAAGUCCCAACGGAAUGGACCGUGGAUAUGUGCUGGUGAUUUUAAUGAAGCUUUACAUGGGAAUGAGCACAUGGGCUUUAGAGACAGAGAUGAGAAUCAAAUGGCUCUGUUUAGAGAUUGCCUAGAUGUAUGUGGACUUUUGGACCUUGGGUAUAUUGGCCCUAAAUUUACAUGGUCUAACCGACAACAUGGUGGGAUGAAUAUAAGAGUUAGACUAGAUCGAGCUUUGGCAAACGGUGAGUUUCUCAAAAGAUUUGAUAAUUGCUCCGUUGAAAACAUUAUCACUUCAUCCUCAGAUCACUAUGCAAUAUUGAUAACAAUAGCAAAAAGUGGUGACCAGAUUGCUUCCAUUCCAGUGAAUCAUUCUUUCAGAUUUGAAGCUGCAUGGAUGAAGGCUCCGGAUUAUAAUCAAAUGAUAGAGGAAAACUGGAAAUUUCUGAAAGAUGGUGCUCCUUUUUCCCUAAACAACACAUGGUCUGCACUUAAUAAAUUAUCUAAAUCUAUCCAUACCUGGAGCAGGACAUCAUUUGUGUUAAGCCUCAUGCACUAGCCAACACAACCAAAAGUCCGAACUGAUGGAAAGGGCUAGUACAAUCCACAUAUACUGUAACACCCCCUCUCACGUGUGACGGGGAAGACAAGUCAACACGUGCAACCGGAAGAGAGCGACGGCGCGCGAAACUCACGUAUGACUCAAGAGGCCUCUACGUGGACACAAAGGGGGGCUAUCAGCAAUUUUUAAAUAAAUUGCUCAAACCAGGACUUGAACUCAAGACCUUAGCUCCGAUACCAUGUUAAGCCUCAUGCACUAGCCAACACAACCAAAAGUCCGAACUGAUGGAAAGGGCUAGUACAAUCCACAUAUACUGUAACAAUUUGGACAAAUAAAAAAAGAGAUAAGAAGACUCGAGAAACGCCUUGCUGAGAUAAGAAGGAACAAUUUGGUGACUGGUAGUUCUGGCGAAGAGAAGCAGAUUGAAAAACGGUUAUGUGAACUAUUUGAGAGAGAAUAAAUUAUGGCACGUCAACGCUCAAGGAUUGAUUGGCUGCGAGAGGGGGACCGCAACACCUCCUUUUUCCAUGCCGAGCUUCAGCUAGGAGAAGAACAAAUUUAAUUAAUCUCUUGAAGAGAGCUGACGGAACAAGAUGCGAAGAUCGUGAAGGAAUCAAGAGUAUGGUAUAUGAGUUUUAUGCUAACUUAUUCACCUCUGAACCUUGUACCUCAUUAGAUGCAGUGCUGGAAGCAAUUCCUUCUAAGGUGAAUGAAGAAAUCAAUGAAGCGCUUUGUCGAGAAUAUACAAAUGACGAAAUCAAGACUGCACUAUUCCAGAUGGGCCCCACCAAGGCCCCUGGACCCGACGGAUUUCCUGCUCUAUUUUACCAAAAACAUUGGGAGCUGCUAGAAGAGGAUAUUUGUGCAGCAGUGAAGGGUUUUCUAUUGGGAUCCGAAAUUCCAGAAGGCUUCAAUGAUCCGCAAAAGGAAGCUUCCGGAGAAUUGAAGGGGAUUCGUAAUGGCAGAAAUGGCCCUCCUAUCUCCCAUCUCCUUUUUGCCGACACCAGCGUGUUCUUUACUAAAGGAGAUGAUAGGAGUAUUGAUACUCUUAAAUCAGCUAUUCAAACUUAUUGCGAUGGGUCUGGACAGAAGAUUAAUACUCGAAAAUCAUCUAUAUUCUUUGGCACCAAUUGUAAUGAGCAAAUAAAGGAAAGGGUAAAGCAGAAGAUGGGAAUCCAAGAUGAUACACUACAAGCUACUUAUCUUGGUAUGCCGACCUGGGUGGGACGUUCACCAACGAACAGCUUUAGCUUUCUCACUGGUCGACUCUGGAAAAAACUCAACGGUUGGAGUGAUAGACCUCUGUCAAGGGCUGGGAAGGAAAUUCUAUUAAAAUCAGUCGCACAGGCAAUGCCAACUUAUGUAAUGAGUUGCUUUCAACUUCCCAUUGGUGUCUGUGAAAAGAUGAAAAGGCCUAUUUCAAAUUUCUGGUGGGGUGUAGAAGAUGGGAGAAGGAAAGUGCAUUGGAGAUCUUGGAAGUGGUUAUCCUCGCCAAAAUAUUUAGGUGGCAUGGGCUUUAGAGACUUAGCAAUUUUCAAUCUGGCUUUGUUGGGAAAACAAUGUUGGCGCCUAUUAACAAAUGCUAAUUCAUUGUGUGCCAAGGUUUUAAAAGGAAUGUACUAUCCAGAAGGGAUUUUUGGACAGCUAAAUGCCCGAGGUCAUCUUCAUAUACUUGGCGUAGUCUGAUGUAUGGGAGAAAAGUGCUGCAGGAUGGCCUACUAUGGAGAGUGGGAGAUGGCAACAAAAUACAUACAUACGAAGAUAAUUGGAUCCCUGGCAUUACCUCUGGAACUCUACAACAUAUUUCCCUUAGAAGUGGUAAUGAUAUGGUGAGUUCCUUCAUAAUAGAAGGGGAACAAAAGUGGAAGGAAGAAACUGUUAGAAACAUUUUCCCGGAGGACAUAGCAGAGAAAAUUCUUAGCAAUACCACUGAGUAUAGAAGGAUGCACAGAUUUUGCUUCAUGGCCCCACACAAAAGAUGGUGUUUACACAGUGAGGUCAGCAUAUAAUUUUGUGAGAACACUAAAUUUCUGGGGGGGACAGAAGUGCAAAUGGCAAGGGGGCUAUUUCCGACCAAAAGAUCAUGGAGAAAAAUUGGAGGAAACUGUGGCAAAUUCAAUGCCCAAAUAAAAUGAAAGUAAUUCUGUGGAGAUUGGCUCAUAAUUGUCUCCCAACAGGUGCUCAACUUAAAGUGAGAUCGAUCCCCACAAGGUAUGAUUGUCAUUUCUGUAGUAGGGAGGAAACCGUUGAGCAUUGUUUUUUGCACUGCCAUUAUGUUAGAGAAAUCUGGAAAGAACUCAAGAAAGAAUAUGGUAUUUGCCUGAAACUGAAAAGUUUAAAUCACAUUAGGCAAUGGCUUUUAGAGUGGAUACAAAACGCUACAGAGUUUCACUCUAUGAUUAUGGCAGUGGCAAUAUGGCACAUAUGGGAGAAUAGAAAUGCUUAUCGUAAUGGGGAGGCUUUAAAUCAUCCUCGUCGUGUGGUGGGAAAGAUCAAAGCUUAUGUUGAAUUUAUUAAUAUGCAUUCUUUCAGCUCGACCACUUCCAUUAGACGUGAGACCUUGGAGUCGAACAAAAGAUGGUCUCCGCUGCCGGAGGGGUCAAUGCUCGUCAGUGUGGAUGCAGCGAUCUUCUCCCAAUCAGCAAGAGCGGGCUUUGGUGUGGUGAUACGUGAUCACCGGGGAAGGGUGCAGGUGGCGAACAGAGGCUACUUUGAAAGAGUUCAAAUUCCUGAAGUAGCGGAAGCCAUGGCACUUCAUCAAGCCUUAAUCCUUGCCAAUAGCACUGGUAUGAGGAAGAUCAUGGUAGCAUCUGACUGUCUAUCAUUGAUAAACAAGAUCAAGGGUUCAGGUUUUGAUAGGUCCCCUACUGGAGCCAUAGUCCAUGAUAUUAGGAAAUGCCACAAAGUUCGUAUCUUGUAGUUUUAUUCAUGUCAAUCGUUGUUGUAAUGAGGCAGCACAUGUUCUGGCCAAAUCGGCAGAGCAUGAUGCUUGGUCCUGCUGGCUUAAUGAGAUCCCUGAUGUAAUCAGGACCAUUAUUUGUAAUGAAUCAGUUAUGAAUGAAUAGAAGGGUGCAGCUGCCCAUUACCUCAAAAAAAAAUUAUGCACCGCUUGUGUGAGGUUUCCUAU